Messenger RNA from Cooperia oncophora, 471 nucleotides. Lineage: Eukaryota; Metazoa; Nematoda; Chromadorea; Rhabditida; Trichostrongylidae. The record is from the annotation of a GenBank genome assembly.
AUGAUUACUACCCAGUUCCGUGAGAAAGUAUAUCAAAUGCCACAAUGCUCCUACACGCUCAGAAAGGGCAGUCCGGACGGAGAAAUCGUUCGUUACGCUACACUUGGAGAGAGCGUUUUUCAUAGGUGGGAGUGCAUUGAAGUCGAGAAAAAGGACACAUUUGGAAUGUUGGUCCACUCAUGCUAUGUGGACAAUGGUUUCGGCGAUAGAGUCGAUAUACUUGGAGAAAAAGGAUGUGGUCUUGACGCUGUCCUGCUGUCGACUCCUGAAUAUGACAGUUCCCUCCGUUUAGCUACUAAGGCUUACCAUGUCUUCAAAUACGCUGACCGUCCAGUUCUUCAAUUCCAGUGUCAGAUAACGCUCUGCCUCAAAUAUGACGGUGGUUGCGACGGCAUAACGCCGCCUAAAGACUGUCCUUCACUACCAGGCGAAGAUGGUCACCAUCAUCAUCUCCACGGACGUCGAAGAAAG